Molecule: messenger RNA, 1587 nt
Organism: Varroa destructor (honeybee mite)
Lineage: Eukaryota; Metazoa; Arthropoda; Arachnida; Mesostigmata; Varroidae
Gene: Rpt5
Product: 26S proteasome regulatory subunit Rpt5
Molecular function (GO): ATP hydrolysis activity; ATP binding
Source: RefSeq, a predicted model, not a curated record
ACAUUAUUAUUCGAUUCGGUUGGGUGCCAAGGGGUCUUCUUGCUUGAAGUGGUGGGCUCGAACUAUCUCUAUAUACAGGGAAUUUAGCAUUUGCUAAAGUUUAGGUGUGAAUUUUAGCAUACUUCACAGUCAGCAAAAUGGCACUUGACUCAAUGAAGGACGGUGAUGUGAUCACGGAUGAAGUCUUGCGGUAUUCUGUCGAUGAGUUAGUUAGCCGAACCCGGUUGCUAGAGACCGAAGUGAAGAUUAUGAAAAGUGAAACAAUGCGAAUUUCGCAUGAGCUUCAAGCUCAAAAAGAGAAGAUUAAGGAGAAUACAGAAAAAAUUAAGGUUAACAAGACGCUUCCGUAUCUUGUGUCAAAUGUGAUUGAGCUCUUGAAUGUCGACCCGAAUGAGCUCGGUGAAGAAGAUGGCGCCAACGUCGAUCUGGACUCACAGCGUAAAGGUAAAUGUGCUGUCAUCAAGACUUCGACCCGACAGACGUAUUUUUUACCGGUAAUUGGUUUGGUCGAUGCCGAGAAGCUCAAGCCUGGCGACCUUGUGGGUGUCAACAAAGAUUCCUACCUCAUUCUUGAGACUUUGCCGGCCGAGUAUGAUUCACGUGUUAAGGCCAUGGAGGUAGAUGAAAGGCCGACAGAACAGUACUCGGACAUAGGCGGGUUGGACAAACAGAUUCAAGAGCUAAUCGAGGCUUGCGUUUUACCCAUGACACACAAGGACAAGUUCCAAUCACUAGGAAUCUCCCCGCCAAAAGGAGUACUUCUGUAUGGACCGCCUGGAACAGGUAAGACGUUACUCGCAAGAGCGUGUGCGGCACAGACAAAGUCGACAUUUCUUAAGUUGGCCGGACCCCAGCUCGUGCAGAUGUUUAUCGGUGAUGGUGCUAAGCUCGUUCGGGACGCGUUUGCACUAGCCAAGGAAAAGGCACCGGCGAUCAUCUUCAUUGAUGAAUUGGACGCGAUUGGUACAAAACGAUUUGAUUCGGAGAAGGCGGGUGACCGUGAAGUACAAAGGACCAUGCUUGAGCUACUGAAUCAACUCGAUGGUUUUAGUUCGUGCGAUGACAUUAAAGUUAUUGCAGCCACCAACCGUGUGGAUAUUCUUGACCCUGCCCUGCUAAGAUCAGGCCGUCUCGACCGAAAGAUUGAAUUCCCCCAUCCAAAUGAGGAGGCUCGAGCACGAAUUAUGCAGAUUCAUUCACGAAAAAUGAAUGUUGAAAAGGAUGUACAUUACUUGGAGCUGGCUCGCUGUACGGACGAUUUCAACGGAGCACAAUGUAAGGCCGUAUGUGUCGAAGCAGGUAUGAUCGCAUUGCGUCGUAAUGCGACCAAGGUUACUCAUGAAGACUAUAUGGAUGCCAUUCUUGAAGUACAGGCAAAGAAGAAGGCUAAUCUCAACUAUUAUGCUUAAGACUUACAACUGCAGAUAUAUAUAUAUAUAUAACGACAAAUUGAAAAGGUCAAGACAUACAUAGCAGGUGGCGGAUUUGGCAACGGGUGUUGAUUAGAAAAAAGCGUAAAGGGCAUGACUAAUGAAUGUCUGCUACAGAGAAAUAUAAAAAUAAUAAAUGAUUUUAUGCUACGAUGCA